Messenger RNA from Nomia melanderi (Alkali bee), 9773 nucleotides. RefSeq names its product DBH like monooxygenase olf413 (gene olf413). Gene Ontology annotation, biological process: norepinephrine biosynthetic process; octopamine biosynthetic process; dopamine catabolic process. Gene Ontology annotation, molecular function: copper ion binding; dopamine beta-monooxygenase activity. The record is from RefSeq and is a predicted model, not a curated record. Gene Ontology annotation, cellular component: secretory granule membrane. Lineage: Eukaryota; Metazoa; Arthropoda; Insecta; Hymenoptera; Halictidae.
CAGGUCGCGACGGGUAUUCAGUUCACAGGCGAGAGCCGUACCGUGCGGUUGGCCUGCAUGCUGUCUCUCGGGUUCGAUUUAAUCCUCGUUUUCCGAGCCGGUCGAGCGCAGUGGGACACAGUCCGAUAACUGUGAUAUCGUAACGUUUCAGCGUGUGCGUCGAUCCCGGCGAAUAGUCAAAGCGAAUUUUCGACGUUCGAUCGCGCUCAUUCGAAGUACGCUCGACGCGCGACUUAUCCGAUCAGUGACUAGAAACAUCGCGCUGCCGAUUUACAAGUGUGAACUUCUGAUCGAACACCACCUACCAGUGACAACGGAACUGUCGUGUACCUUCGCCCUCCGUCGACGGGAACGUCGACUCCCGAGCGCGGCAUUCUACGCGACAUAAACAAACCGGGGACAAGUUUCCUCGGAGCGGCGCUGGGGCUCCGAUCCGUGGAGUUCACGGUUUCCCUUGAUCUGUCACGACUUACUACACGUUAUCUAUCGUAAUCUGCAGCGCAUACCACGAGAAUAGAAAGGAAAAACUGUGGACCACGUUCGAGAGAUUCUAUCCAGUGAUUCGGAGUGAGUGACAGUGACACGGUUAGUGGUGCAAGCUGAAAAAGUGAUAAGAGAGAGGAGUUUCCCUCGGUACCUCUCGUUUUUCCAUUCUGUUUCUUUACCCUCGUACUUUCUACGAGGACCCGGCGAACGUUUCCUCCACUUCCGGUCAGUCUGGUCGAGAAGCUUCGCUGAUCUCGACGGGGCAAGCAACUUCGCGACACUUCGUCUACCGAGUGAUGUUUUGAAGUACAUCGAGCGCAAAGAUGAAGGCCGUAAUCGCUGCAUGUUCCGUCCUCGUCCUCGUCCUCGUAAGUGGCGUCCUUUCGGUCGAUUGGCAGCACAGCGCCACCUUGGACAACAGCUUCUUGGUGCUGUGGACGCCCGGCGAGAACGAUAUUAUGUUCGAGAUCCAAGUGAAAACUCUGGGCUACGUGGGCCUCGGCUUCACCAAGGAUGACGACGGGCUUGUGGCGGACAUGGUCAUCGGAUGGGUGGACAAUAACGGACAACUUCAUCUCCAGGACCGGCACGUGAAGGGUGCCAACAAGGACCCGGUGAUGGACUCGAGCCAAGACUACACUCUCCUAUUGGGUUACGAGAACAAGACGCACACCGUUCUACGUUUCUCCAGGCGGUACGAUACGUGCGACCUGCGGGACCUCAAGAUCACGAACGACACGAUGCAAGUGGUUUGGCAAUAUCACGUGGAGGAGCCGGUGUCCGCGGCCGGCGUGCUGCCCGCUCACGGGGCGGUGCGCGGCUCGAGGCCGCUUUACCUGGUGCAGAGGGACUCGCAGCCGAGGCCCAGCCCGCGCAACCAAGAAGUCGAGCAGCCGCUUCAAACCUGGGACAUAUUGAACCAGCAGGUCCACUUGCCGAUGGAUAAGGACACGCUGCAUUGGUGCCGCGUUCUCAAAAUGCCGAACAUUCAUCGCAAACACCAUGUUGUGAAGUACGAGCCGGUAAUACAACCCGGAAGCCACCAUUUCCUGCAUCAUAUGACACUAUACGAGUGUCGUGGAAACCAGACAGCACUAGAAACCGCUGCGAAGACGACCGGUGGCGUUUGCUAUCAGCCGGCCUUCCAGUGCAACACAAUCGCGGCCAUUUGGAGUCUCGGCUCCGAGGGGUUCAAUUAUCCGCAGGAGGCCGGUUACCCGUUGGACCCGCACGCCGGUCCGCGUUAUUACAUGCUGGAAACGCAUUACACGAAUCCGCAGAUGGACGCGUUCAUCACCGACAGCUCCGGCCUGCGUCUGCAUUACACGGACCGGCUGCGCACUCACGAUGCCGGGAUCCUCAGCGUCGGCAUCGACCCGAACUGGCGGCACCUCAUACCGCCAGGCCAGCCAGAAGUGGUCUCCGAAGGUCAUUGCAUCUCGGACUGUACCAGGCAGACCAUUCCCAACAACGGCAUCAACAUAUUCGCCGUCGUCAUGCAUACUCAUCAACUCGGCAGGAAGGUCCGAUUGCGUCAGAUAAGGUCCGGAGAGGAACUGCCACCCAUUGCGUCUGACACCAAUUACGAUCCCAGCUAUCAGGAGUAUCGGAAGCUGCAGAAGCCCGUCAGGGUCUAUCCGGCCGAUCACCUCGUGGCCGAGUGCAUGUACUCGUCCGAGUCGAGGCAAGCGAUCACGCUGGGCGGUUUGACGACGCGCGAGGAGACAUGCCUAGUGUCCACCCUAUAUUAUCCUCGCAUCGAGCUCUCGCUCUGCUACUCGCUGCCUUCGCUGCCGACGGUUCUGCAGAGCCUUGGGAUCCAGAAGCUGAUGCAGGGUUCCAAUCCAGUGCAGAUCCAAGAACCACAGGAGCUAGAGGGUAUGACGCUGGAGGAGCGUCUAGUGAGCUACGACUGGAAAGAAAACUUCCAGACGUUCCAGGAGACGACGCGGACCGGCACGUUCAAGCCGCUCUGUUCGACUAGCAAGGGUCCGUUGCCGGGCACCGACAACCUUGAGGUGCAUUAUCCGCGCAUCUUGAGGCCCUACGAGGAGACUAGCCUGCCGUGCUUGAAGAAGCCGCUCAGGAACAAGCUGUCGAUGCUGCUGAGCGAAGACGGUGACAUCGGGGCGCCCGUCGAUCCGGACAGCGACGAGACGAACGCAGUCGAACGGGGACAAUUGGUGCGCAACAAAGUGUCCCGCAGCAGCGACGGGCCCUCCGCCGGAAGUUCCUCCGUCAGAUCGGUAUCGUUGCCGCUGAUGCUCGCCGCGGCGACGAUGAUCACCGGCGCCGCGUUCAGGUGAACAGUGGCCCGUCCGUUCGGCACCGAUCGACCGACGGAUCGAUCGAUCUUGUUCGUCUAGGACGGCCAUUUUAUCCUCUCGUUGAUCGCGCUGGAUCUCGGGGGAGUUGAUCGCAUGUAAGUACGUGCCGGCGUGCAACACUCUGACGCGUCACUUAGGCUAAAUAAUGAUACUAUUGUCGUUCUGUCGGAUGUUGAUCGAGGACAAGGUGGACGCGUCUCAUCUUCAGUCUCUUUUAUCGGGUGAUUCGAUUACAUAUAGUGCUUGCGCGAUAUUCUUAUUCUUUUGCGGCUUUUAGUAAAGGUACCGAUUCCGAUGGAACUAAGGGUGAACGAGACAUAUUUUUAACGGGUUCGCAUGUCCGCGUAGAGCGAAUGGAAUUCGUUGAACGAUGGGUUUGCCAAACAGAUUUUACCCCUCGCGUGGAACGUUCGUCGGUGAUCGGGAUCGUCCAUGCUGUCCUCGCUCGACGAUCGACCCUCCCUUCUCGCGAUCUCUGCUCGUGCGCUAUUGUUAUGAUGUAUCGCGUGCUCGUACAGGACGAUCGUUGGAUAUCUUUCGGUUACGAACACCUGGGUUUUUACGGAAGACUAGGAUCGAUUUGAUUCGUUUAUGGAUGUGGGGAUGAAGGCAUAAAUGCCUCUGGGGAUGACUGUUGUUUGAGAGGAAUGGGUUUUAAGAUUAAUGUCUAGAUUCGAUUGGGUGCUAUUCCACGCUCGCGCUGUAUCGUUAAUUGGGAAAAAUUAUGAAUCGCGGAUUAACGAUAUCUGAAUUUAGAACUGUUUGCUUUCUUUGUAUCAAGAUGGUAUAUUUGCAACGUUUUCUCGAUAGCUCGUAACAUUUUACUUGUUAUUUUACGUUAUUAUAGCUGCAUGAAUUCAUUUUCAAUAUUUUCCCAACAGAAAAAUAUAUUCUAUAUUCUCUAAAACGUCUAUCUUCGAGCGACGUCCUAACUUGGGCAUUAGUGUUAAUCCACGGUUCAUAAUUUUUCGUAAUUAGCGCUUUAGGACGUGCGCGGGACAAUAUCCACUUUUCAAACAGCGGUCAAUCCCCUCGUCUAGAAGCUAAGCUUCCACCUCGUCCCUACAGCCCUACGUAAAUGUGCUCGUCUUGAAAAGACGAGCGGAACUGAGUGCGACGGUCGAUGUAUUAUAGAUGGUGUCGCCAGUGUCUAGCAUGUGUAGCAAUACCCGAAUGAAAUUGAAGAACCGUUGACCCAUAUCGACACGCGAAUACUUUUCUAAUUCUAUCGAAAUAAUUCGAGAGCCAUUCCGAAAUUCUAUCGAGGAACAGCGUCGACUAUCGAUGUAACGACAUCGAUCAAAGGAGACAACGUUUCUAUGGAAAGCCAGGAAUCUCGGUCCACGGCGCAGCUAGACCACCGUUUUAUUUUCGUCCGUCUGCACGCGUCGAAGACGUUAAGCGCGCAUAUUGUAUCGCGCGGAAUAUGAUAUGCGAAUUUCAGCGAUGGAACUCCUUGUAUGUAUACCGCUUACAUACGCUUUAACGAGUAAGUUUUUUUUUUUUCUUAAGUUAAGCUUCGUUCUCAGAGUUGACAUCAGCGUUCUAUCUAGAGCGACGGUACAAGAAAACACAAGUUUCUAGUCUAUUUAGGCAGAUCGGCGGGGCCACCUCCGACGACCCCGUCGUUCCGAGAUAAGAACGUAGCUCGCGGAUCAUUCCGGUUGGUUGUUGGCCACUUUCUUUCUUUAGCAGUUAACGAUCUCGAACGAAAGAUAUCCACGGGAAAGAACGAACCGACGCGGGAUCCUGUCGAUCGAGUGGGAUUUAUAUUAUAUUUUGGAGACGCCGUGCUCGAAAGAAUUUAUAUUGUUGGCUGUUUAUUUCACCGGCCGGCCGGGAGGACCAAGCGAAUCAAAAGUCUCGCGACGUUCCUCGUCGCCGAUACGCGCGCUCCAUCCGCUUGUUAGAACCUUUCGUUUCAUUAUUUUUACAACGGAGCUGCUCCGUAGCGUCGCAAACACGUCUCGCUUGGCCUUCCCGCCGGAAGUCUGUAUAUUCUGUUACUAUUAGAGCUACGGAUAAAUGCGUUUUCGAAACGGAGACACCGUGCAAACGUUGGUCGAUCCUCGCGCGCGCGCGCUAGUGACAGACGGGAAAGGAACGACGAGUGCGUCGACUUCGACGAUCGAUCAACGUUUCUACGCGCGCGUACCGACACACGCGGUUCUUUGUAAUAUUCUGUACAGUUUUUUACGUGUAACGUUGUCCGAGCGGCCGCCACACGCGGCGGCGUGCCUGCGAUUAUUUAUUUUUUAUUUAAUUGUAUAGAGUUAAUUCUUGCCACGCGUUGACACUCUCUUUCACAUGCAAGACGAGCGUUCAACGGUCGCGCCGCGCGACCGGAAGCGCAGCCACGGUUUCUUGACGCGUCUCUUGACCGAGACGUCACCGGUACCCGACCGUUCUCGGGUACAUUUGCGUCGGAUCUGAUUCGAUAUAUAUUCCUCCUAUUCGAUUCGGAAGAUUCUUCGCCGCCGAGUGGUCGCCAGUCGUCCCCGCGGUAUCCGGAAAUCAAUUCAAGGUGAUCGGACAUUGAAUCUUGCAGCGGAUCGGAAUCGAGGGUCCGAGAAGAAAGAGAGUCGUGUUGUGGAAUUUUGUACAGGAUAUUCAGCGGGAGAUGAAUUUUAGUAGAAGUGAAACCGUACGACUCGCGUUUUUUCAGAUUAUUUCCGGCCUGUCUGUCUUUAUUUUAUAUAUUUUGUUAACUGAGAAGUUUUGUAUAUAAAUAAAUAUAUCAUUCUUACAGUAAUGUGUGCAAUAUUAUUUUCUUUUCUCAGUCAACCUUUCUUUCCGUUUAACGAAUUCUUUUGAUCCUGGGUGCGACCGUUGAAACGUUUUGUUACUUUUGCCGCGGCGUUGAGCUUUCGGUGAUUCUCAAGUUUCACGGUUUUCGAUGUUCAUCGGAAUCUCACGGAAUUCGAAUUCGAAAUCUUGAAUUGAAGUUCGGCUUCACGAGAAAGUCUCGCGCGGCGCAGGAUUUCCGUAAUUUCGACACGAGCCAAACAGAUCAGUUCCUGACGAGAAUUCUCGGGGUCACUAGCGAACCCCGUAGUCCCUCACCAGCGGGAACACUUGUCGCUACGACGUUCCUCGAAUAUCACAAUUCGACCGAUUUCCGCGUCGUUCCAUUGACGAACGACGCGUACUUUCCGUUCCUUCGUGUGACGCUUCAAAGGGGUGCUAUUCUUGGAAGAACGUUUCGAAUUUUUCAUUCGUGCUCGAUUCUCCCGUUAUCUCCUGUACUCCCGGUUACCAAACCCGACCAACUUUUCCCGAAGUAGCUCGACAAAUUUCGUCCGUUUUUCAUUCCUCCGUAUUUACACUCGAGACAAUAAAAAAAAAAGAAGCGAGAAAUAAAAAUGGGAAGAGACGACAAAAAAAUGGGUAUCUUCUUCGAAACGAUGCAACGAGUUGUCCGCGACGCGAUUAAAAAGAGGAGGAGAAGAAAAGAAGGAAUGUGUAGGUAGAGAGGUUCGACUCACGACUGCUUCGUUCUAAACGUCUUCUAUCGCGCUCCGAUUGAAUUCGAUUCGGUAACCGAAGCUCGACAAUGGCCACUUCUAUCGCGAUUCGUUUUCGGUCCGAUCGAUCGAACGCUUCUGGGACGCUUGUUCGGGCGUUCGAGAGAAAAAGAGAGAAGGGAAAUACACCGUGAAGAGAAGUUCUUCGACUUCUUUCGAUCCGCGGAAGGAGAAAAAAGCGAGAAAAAUGAAAAUGACAUGCACGGUGGCGUGCAACGAGAAUAACAGAGAGAGAGAGAGAGAGAGAGAGAGAAAGAUAGGACUCAUGGCGACGGAACACCGUCGAUCGAUAGACGGCGGGCGCGUUGUAGUCGACGGUCCCCUAAAACGCGUGCAUAUUUUUCCUGAAUUCCGUAAAGCGUCGAGGAAAAACGCGGCCCUCGCCGCGUGACAAAAGGACAGCACGAAAAACUCGGGGAGCCCAGCUAAGAGCGCGUGUUCUAUCGGAAAUAUUUUCACGGGGAAUUAUAAAACGACUUGAUUCGCGUAUACAUGAUUUUUUCCUUCUAAACGGUCGUCGAUCGAACAACAGCUUAUAGUCGCCGACGUUUGAACACUGCGAAAGGCGUGCUUUGAGAAGACGACCGAUUGUCGAUGAUAAAAGCUCUCUCCCUAGCGUAGUAGGAACCUCCUGUAGUCGACUAAUCGGUAAUGGAAUAAACGCGUAGCUACGUUUUACAAUUUAAUACUACGAUUAUUCGAUAAAUGUCAUAGGGGAUCUGUAUGUGUAGAAGACCGUAGGGCAGUCGAGCGAUCACCAAACAUCACGCGGAAACACAUAAUUAGGCGCCAAAGAAAGAAAGAAAGAAAGAAGGAAAAGAAGGAAGAAAGAUAGAAAGGGAUUUAAAGGAAGAAAAGUAACUAUAUAUUAAAAUAUAUGUAUAUGUAUAUGUACCGUUCCUUUCGAACCUCAUCGUUGUCCAUCGUUAAUCGUCGAAUCGAGUUUGCCGGGAUGAACUGUCAAUCGUCGCUUCGCUAAUGUCAGCGUGAAACCCAAUUCGAAACCAACCACUGCCAAUCAGCCAUUAUAUACCCCUUCUUUUCCGUUCGCCGUUCUUCGUUUAUUACAUCGAAUUCGUAAUAUCAUCGAGUCUACAUACACGAACACAUGCGUAUUCAGUACACGAGAUCUGGGAACGGAUAUUGCCCGACGGAAUCAUCGUCGUUAUUGGCGGACGACGAAGCGUUGGCCGGCUGUGGACGUUCUGUUGAUUUUAUUUUCUACUUUUCAACAAACUUUCCGAGGGAUUAAUCUUCAGAAGCUGAAUGUUCCUGCAGAUUACAUUGAUUUCAAUGUUUUCAAAUUCAGCUUUAUAAAAGAUUCAAUAAAAUUACCCGAGGUCUUCGUUUUAUUACCGCGCUAAUGGGGGUCUAGAGUGUAUCGAUAAAUAGCCCGGUAAAAAGUAAAUAGUCAUUUUUCAAAAAUUAAAUUUAUUAAUUCGAGUGUUUAAUUAUUUCCAUGAUUAAAUACGUUCGUACUUUGCAAAAAUAUGCCAUUUACUAGUCUGAAUUAACAUUUUUUUUCAGUUACACGGUUAAAUCAGUUCGUAAUUCGUUUAAUAAAUUAUAUUCAGGUCCGACGCAGAAAACGAAUUAAAAAUUCAUAUUUUUCAUGAAACUUUAAUAGAGAUUGUGUACCGUGAAUGUUCGGGGUUUUAUAUUCCCGUUCUCAUUGAAGUUUCGAAGUGGUUAAAAGAGACUGGCAGUAAAAAAUGGGUUAAGAGACAGUAUACAAUAAUUUCUUGUUCCAUGCUCGUCAAAUAUCGCUAUUCCAUUUUUUCCUUUUCUGUUUGCUUACUCAUGUGAAACGUGAUACGUGAACUGCGGAAAUUUAUGCAAAUAUAUAUUUCCGUAAGUAAAUUUGAAGACUCGAGAAUGAAAUAAAACUUUGUCUUCCGUAGGAACGCCGUUAAUAUCGGAAGAACGAAAUAAUGUCGCAUUAAAUAUUAUGUAAAGCCACAUUUUACAAAACUAGAUUUUACAGAAACUGUACAUAGGCAAGCUCAUUAUGUUUUUUCAAACAAUUUCUAUCCAAAGGGAACGUUCGCAUUCGGCCAAGUAUCGACCGGAGAUUAAUACGAAAGGGGAUUGUGAGGAGAAAGAGCGUUACAGUUUGAGAAACGAACGAGAACCAUUGCCGCUUUCUUUCCCUCGAAUUUCUGCGCUGCGUGUACGUAACCGUACGAUCCGCCAAGGGGAUAAGCGAUGAUUUAUCAUCGGCGAAGGAGCUCGUUAUAAUCGGCCGUGCGAGAAUGGCGACGGUCGAAAUCGUUCCGUGACUUCUUCCGCGUUGCGCGACGUCGACGUCGAUUUCUCAGUCGCGACGUCGCCGCCGUACCGAGGGCUGUAAGGGAGGAGUUUCAGGAGUGUUUAGGAUGGUGAUAGGAACUGCCGGUGAUAUUGACCAGAACAAUCAAGCAAAGUGUCACAAGUAAAUGUCAUUUAUACUGGAAUAAUUAUGUUAGAUACAUAGGGAACGAUAUUACGCAUUUAUACUAAAAAUGAUCUUGCAUCGUGUGUACGUUAGCUGGUUCGUCUCUUAAAGGCCCGUUAAUCCUGGCGCCCAUCUUGCUUUCGACUGUGUCCGAGCGGAGGACGUUGAUCGAAUCUGCAUCCGAACGAUGUUAUCAGAUUGUAACGGAGCGACGUUCGAUCACGAAUUUCACACCCGGUCGUUUCUGGAUCGGAUCUAAUUGCACAUUGUACAAUAUACACAUGGUGAUGCGUUCGUUCAGGAGAUUGAACGAGCAACGAGCAGUACCUGAGACGAAGGGGAGAGGAGAUGAUAGGCGAAGGAACGAGAGCUUGCCGAACGAUCAACGAUGCUCGAUCGGAUUCGGCGACACGCGUGCGUGAUUAUUACCGGGAUUCGGCGAAUGUCGAACGAUUCGAUCGAAACGACCGCGAGGUAAUGGGCGGAAGGUGAACGAGCGCGUUUCACGAAAACAUGGUGGGGCCAGGAAAUCGGACACGUGUAUGUACUGUAUGUAGAAGAGAGAUUAGAGAACGCCGGGAACGAUAACCGCGGCCCGUUCCCCGAUACACGGGCCACCGGGCGGCGACGCAAGCGAAAAGAAAAAGCGAGUGGUUUAAGGAAACGAGCGAAUAGCGUGUGCGUGUACAUAGGUAUCCUGUAUAUAGUUUUUAGAUUUAAAAUUACGUCCCGGACUCUUUAUAAGCACCUACACUCGAAUUCAGGUAGCUAGGUAAACAGUAUCUCUUAUCUUUAUAAUUUCCAUGUAACCGUGUUGAACGAAAAUGGAAAAACGAAAGAAAAAGAAAGGCAAAACUUACAGUUAGCGACGUGUACACGCGCGCGCGCGCGCGAGUGUGUUUCAGAGGGGGGAUCGAGGAGAGCGCGCGCGCGUACACAAUUCGUACGCAUACCGGGCGCCCUGUCCUUCCAUACUGCUCUUAGAUUUAUACUUAAUUUACA